AUGACCAAUUAUAAAAACUCAAGCAUAUUAUUACUUAUAAUUUCCAUUAUAAUAAAUGCACAGGUUUCCACACAAGAAUAUAUUAUUGGUGGCCUGUCAUCUAAUAUAGUGGACUAUCCGUAUCAAGUAGCUAUAGUGCAAAAUGAACAGUUAUGGUGUAGCGGUAGUAUAUUAUCGUUACAUAAGGUUCUGACGUCAGCAAAUUGCGUGAUUUCUUCAAUUUCUCGUCUUAAAGUUCAUGCUGGAACUUCAUUUUGGACUAGACCAAGAAGUGUUCAUAAUGUCGUAAAUUAUAUAAUGCAUGGUUUCGAUGAAAGCACAGAUUUAGCUAUAUUAGUCGUCGAUGAACCAUUCAUUUUUGAUAUGACACGACACCCCAUUAAGUAA
Molecule: messenger RNA, 387 nt
Organism: Ceratosolen solmsi marchali
Lineage: Eukaryota; Metazoa; Arthropoda; Insecta; Hymenoptera; Agaonidae
Product: hypodermin-A
Exons: 3
Coding region: 1-387 (128 amino acids)
Biological process (GO): proteolysis
Molecular function (GO): serine-type endopeptidase activity
Source: RefSeq, a predicted model, not a curated record